Molecule: messenger RNA, 1764 nt
Organism: Canariomyces notabilis
Lineage: Eukaryota; Fungi; Ascomycota; Sordariomycetes; Sordariales; Chaetomiaceae
Exons: 3
Coding region: 145-1347 (400 amino acids)
Biological process (GO): proteasome-mediated ubiquitin-dependent protein catabolic process
Molecular function (GO): endopeptidase inhibitor activity; proteasome binding
Source: RefSeq, a predicted model, not a curated record
AAACACCAUGACGUCCUCACUCAUCAGUUGCAAAGUAUCGAUCGCUUUGAACCACCACAGCCUCCUAGUCAACGAGAUAUUCACCGAUUCAUUGCAGCAACCAUCGGAAGAAUUGAUCACGGCUUAGUACGCAAUCAAGUUACCAUGACGACCGACCCUCUCGGCCCAGCCGCUGUGCUGGAGAGCAUGGCGAACGCGUUGCCAACCCACGAACAGAACGAUACGACGUCAGACCUCAGCAGCUCGCUGGACUGCGUAUCUCUCCUUGCGCAUGCAUGCAUGGUAAAUCUUGGCUUCCGUCUCUUGGGUUUCGAUGAGGACAAAAAGAUUGAAUCAGAAUGCGCCCGCAUAGCUCCCCGUCUGCCUCCGCAAUGGAACAAUUCCCUUUCCUCGCAGAGUUUUGUGUAUGCCCACACGCAAUCCUCUAUGCAGUUCGUAAUCCGCAUCGACCGCAUGGGCGCCAAAAUCGAGCUGCGCGGCCUGGCCAUUGGCGACGAGCGCAUUGCCCGUUUCGACAUCACCGCCCGUGACUACAUAUCCUCUGCUGCGUUGCCGCUGCGCAUCACCAUGACUGCCGACGGCGUCGAAGACAGAAGCGACCUCCAGCAGAAGCUCAAAAACGUAUUCAUCUCGGAGGAGCGAAUCAAAGACCUCGCCUCCCUGCUAAAAGUCUCCAUCAUCCAACGCCUGCUCCCCUCCCUACAAAAAGAAGGCUACACAGAAGAAGAAGCAGAACCCGCCCCACCCCGGCGCCAGCCCCAUCCACUAGCCGCUCACCAGCCGCCACGAUUCCCCCCUCACCUCCCAGAACCAGCCCAGCCCAACCCGUACCCUGCCCCGGACCCGCUCGCCGCCCCUCGCAACAACCCCAUCCCCACAGCCGACUUCCCGCCGCCCGACUUCGAGGACCCUUACGAAGUAAACCGCCCCCCGCGUGGCCCUGCACCUGCACCGUUUGGCGGCGGGUUCGGAAACCUCGGGCAAGACGAUUUAUACCCUGCCGGACUAGGCCCGCACGAUCCCAUUCGGGGGUCAUUCACGGGCGGGUUCGGGGCUGGGGGCAUCGGGCCGGAGGGGUUGAGGCGUCCCGGCGGGGCCGGGCGCGGGGGAGGAGGUGGCCGGACGGGUGGUGGCGGCGGCAUGCAUCCCACCUUUGACGACCCCUUGUUCCGGGGCCCGAGGGGAGAUGGGGGCGAUGAUGAUACCUUUGGCGGGCAGAUCCCGCCCGGCGCGAGGUGGGAUCCGCUCGGUCCUGGCGGACAGCCGCCUCGUUUUGGUGGUGGGAGGCCCGGGGGAAGAGGGGGCGGCUUUGGUGGAUUUGGCGGGUUCGGGGGCGAUAUUAUCUAGGUGGGCUGUAGAAUGUUGAGCGGGCUCAGGUUAGGCCGCGCUGAGUUGGACGGGGACGGAUCAGGCUGUCGAUGCGCCGGGUUAUGGGGCAGUGAAUGUAGGUACGUUGCGGGUUAAGUCGCUGAUGCAGGGUGGCGCUACGAGUGAUAUUGUUGGAAGGGGAAGUUGCUGUGGGUGGAUGCUGUAUGAUGGCUGCGCUAUGGUAAUGAAGGGAUGUCCUAUAUGAGGAAGUGAUGGAAUGAGAUAAUGUCUACCUAUGCAAUUGGCUGAUUUCAUUGUGCUAGUGAUGGGAGCAAUAAUUGUGAGGUAGUUACUCCAGAACACUGGAACAAGAGGAUUCAGUAUCGACAAGGCAGUGAGAUCAGUCUGAAUGAGGCACGAGUAACCGCAGUUAAAUACAGAGACUGAUCCUUAGGG